Messenger RNA from Suillus paluster, 774 nucleotides. RefSeq lists its product as uncharacterized. The coding region runs from base 1 to 774 and encodes 257 amino acids. The transcript has 2 exons. The record is from RefSeq and is a predicted model, not a curated record. NCBI's taxonomy places the organism in Eukaryota, Fungi, Basidiomycota, Agaricomycetes, Boletales, Suillaceae.
AUGCCAGCAACACGCACAGAACAAAACAUCAAGAUCAUUUCUUUCGACCCCGUAUCACAUAAGGCGACUCGCCCUCGAAAGCUGAAGUACAUUGCUGAUGACCAGGACAACUUCCGUCAUUACAUUUCCCCUCAAAUGCGCCUAGCGUUCCGGCAGCCACCCUCAGACCUCCCACCACCACCACCACCACCAGUACCGCUGCCGCCGCCGCCGCCGCCACCACCACCAUCAAUACUACCACCACUACCGCCGCCGUCGCCGCCAGUACGACCACGACCACGACCAGUACUGGCACGACCACAACCACCAGUACUAGCACCACAACCAUCACUAGUAUUGGCACCACUCGUACUAGUACUGGUACCACUAGUACGGGCACCACCACCCCAUCCAGAAAAUCCAAUAAAACAUAUUCCAGACAACCUCACGCACCGAACUUCAUCCUGGUCCGGGGACUACAUCUAUAACAACGAUAACAACAGGCCAAGGCCACCACCCCGUCCAUCAUCCCCACCAAAUUUGUCAGGAACUUCAGAAAACCCAGUUCUAGACAACCUUACUACGCACCCAAAGUCCCGGUCCGGGGAUUGCAUCUAUGAUCGUGAUCGCAACAGGUCACUGUCACCACCCCGUCCAUCAUUCACACCACCCUCAACCAAAGGACCUGCAGAUGAUGGAUUAGUAGUGGAACAACCGCUUCACCUUGCUCGCGGAGAACGUUGUUCCAGUAUGCUCGAUAACCAGCGUUUCAAACUCCGAGACGCUGCGUGGUGA